AUGGCCAUUAAGCACAAUCAGCAAAUCCCCAACAACCAUUUCCGCAAGGACUGGCAGCGUCGCGUGCGGACCCACUUCGACCAGCCGGGACGCAAGCUCCGCCGCAGAAAUGCUCGUCUCACCAAGAUCGCUGCUAUGGCUCCCAGGCCCAUCGAUCUCCUAAGGCCUGUCGUCAGAUGCCCAACCAUCAAGUACAACCGUCGUGUCCGUGCCGGUAGGGGGUUCACUUUGGAGGAGCUGAAGGAGGCCAAGGUCCCCCGCAAGCUCGCUCUCUCCAUCGGUAUCCCAGUCGACUACCGCCGCCGCAACACCAGCGUCGAGUCCCUCCAGGCCAACGUUGCCCGCCUCAGCGAGUACAAGUCCAAGUUGAUCUUGUGGCCCCGUAACGCCAAGAAGGUUCAGCCUGGUGAGGCCUCUGCUGAGGCCACCGCCGAUGUUAAGCAGCUCGCUCGUGUUGCCUCUAUCUUCCCUAUCGACAACACCCCCGGCCGUCACACCGUCGCUGAGCGCGCCAUCACCGAUGCUGACAAGUCCCGCAAUGCGUUUAGAGAGCUCCGUGUUGCUCGUGCUGACGCAAGGAACCUUGGUAAGAGGGAGAAGAGGGCUAAGGCUAAGGAGGAUGAGACCGCGGCCAAGAAGAAAUAA
Morchella importuna is the source of this 645-nucleotide messenger RNA. RefSeq lists its product as uncharacterized. The record is from RefSeq and is a predicted model, not a curated record. Gene Ontology annotation, molecular function: structural constituent of ribosome; RNA binding. Lineage: Eukaryota; Fungi; Ascomycota; Pezizomycetes; Pezizales; Morchellaceae. Gene Ontology annotation, biological process: translation. Bases 1 to 645 code for a protein of 214 amino acids. The transcript has 4 exons. Gene Ontology annotation, cellular component: ribosome; cytosolic large ribosomal subunit.